Eupeodes corollae is the source of this 1018-nucleotide messenger RNA. Its product is annotated as coiled-coil domain-containing protein 124. Gene Ontology annotation, molecular function: transcription coactivator activity. The transcript has 2 exons. NCBI's taxonomy places the organism in Eukaryota, Metazoa, Arthropoda, Insecta, Diptera, Syrphidae. Bases 141 to 773 code for a protein of 210 amino acids. Gene Ontology annotation, biological process: transcription by RNA polymerase II. Gene Ontology annotation, cellular component: nucleus. The record is from RefSeq and is a predicted model, not a curated record.
CCAGCCCAGCUGUCACUUCGCAAAACAAAAAGAAACUGAGCACCAUCAAAAAAAUAUCAAAAUUUGUCCAAUUUACAAAAUUUACUCUCAAACAUAUUUUUCCAAUCAAAAAUUAAAAACUCUUUAAAAUCCAUCUCGCCAUGCCAAAGAAAAUGGGCCUAAACUCAAAAGCAGUCGAAGCACGCGAACGCAAACAAGCCAUCAAGAAAGAAGCCAUGACCAAAGCUGAAAAGGAAGCCGAGGAUCGUCUCUGGCAAGACAACGACAAGAAUUUGGCCAAAAAGAAGCAACGCAAAGAAGAAGAGGACCGUAAGCGUGCCGAGGCAGCCAAACGAAAGGCCGAAGCCAAGGCACUGCUGGACGAGGAAAUGUCCUCGAUUAAAACACAAGGCAAGCAAUCGAUGAGCAAAGUCAAUCGAAUGCAAAUCCAAGAGGAGGUCGAGAAACGUAACAAGAAUGUCGAACUUAUCAAUGCUCCUAAAUUACCUGCUAAAGUUGUUGUACCCGAACCGAUACUCGAGGAGAAUCUCAAUCGAGCCAUGUCCGAUAUUGUGGUGGCGACGAAUGUCGAUCAGGCUUUGGCUGCUUUGAGAAUCGAAGGUGAAGAUAAACAUCCCGAGAAACGUAUGCGAGCCGCCUACAAAGCUUUUGAAGCUGUCAACCUGCCAAUCAUCAAAGCCGAGAAUCCCUCAUUGCGCCUGUCCCAAUGGAAACAGAUGCUCAUGAAAGAGUGGAACAAAUCACCCGACAAUCCAUUCAACCAACGCGACUAAAUCAAGACACGAGAGGCUGUGAGAUGGUGGACUUCCCGAUUUGGCUUUAAUUUUGUUCUCUUUGUUUUCGAAACAUGGACCAGUUUGUAAUAAUUUAUGAUCUUUUUUGUUUUGUAUUCUUUCUUUCUUUGUGGAACACUUUUCCAAAACUUUUGUAUAGAAACUACCCUAAAAAUGUAUUUAUUUUGAAACCACCAAGCUCCAAGGUAUAAAAUAUACGUAGAGUUAAAGUUAACAAAAGAAAA